AUUAUCCCUGACUGCACUCCUCCAACCGACAAUAUUAAUUAUUCCCACAAUGUUCAGCCGUCGAUGAACUCCGUCCCAUAAGAUGCUCUCUCUGGCGUUUGGCUCCUCCAUCGUUCUUGCAUCUUCUUGCAACUGCAUCACCCGGUGCACUGCAAACGUUCCUUUUCCCGCAGAUUACAGCACCACAGCCUGCCCCCUGGACCCAGCACAAAAUGUCUGCCAACAACAGCUUUCCGCAAAAGGGACUUGUAGUUCCUGCUGAGGACGAGAAAGACGAUAACAUGCUGGGAAUGACACACGCGAUCUUAGAUGAUGUCUUCUACAAUAUAAUCCACGACAUAGUUCUCCAAACCCACCGCGAAGAGAAGAUAGCUCGAGCUGCGUCUGCAGCAAUAAUAAUCCAGCAAAGAGCCACACUUGCAGAUCCCAACAAUACCCACGACUCACCGAGUCCAGUCGGAGAAAGCACAAAAGCAGGGAAAGUCGAGACGGAGGCUGCAAUAUACGAAAACGGCACUAUUUACCUCAAAGGAAACCCUCUUGCCACUACCUCCGAAUUACGCUGCUCGAAAUGCGGACUUCCUCGACUUCUCCAUCCGACCGACGGCAAUGGGGCCAGAAAACCUGAGUCUGGAGUCGAAUAUUGCAAGAAACGCCCCUUUAUUGACAAACCACAUCAUGAUAUAUAUGGCCAAACAUUUCAACCUGAGGGUCCUGGCAGAGGCAAGAAGAAGAAAGACAUGGUCAAUCCUCUCAAACCGAAGGAAGACACGCCCGCCGGAAGUCAAGACUCUCCUGCGGCUUCACCACCUCCAGGGGAAGGUCCACAGAAACCUAUACCGUUCCCCCACGCCAAGUGUCAACAUUGUGGACAGUUCCUGCCCGUUAGACGUAUGAACGGGCAUAUGCUUAAGUGCAUUGGUGGUGGUGGAAGAAAUUCCUCACGCGAUGCUCUGAAGAAAAUCCAGAAUGGCAACGGAAACGGCAGCCAAAAUGGAUACGCAUCUGGCGGAAGUCGACACUCCACCCCAGCUCCUUCAUCUCAGCCCAACAACAAAAACCGCAGCAGUCCCAACAAGAGGGAUCCUGGCGAGGAUUUUGAUUCCGACUCGUCGCCGCAAAAGAAGCAAAAGAAGGUCAUCAAGAAGCCCCUUGUCAAGAAACUCAAGGCCCCAGGCAUGAUGAAGAGUGCAAGUCAGCAUUCAGCAAGUGGGUUGAGCUUUGAAUCGAAGCCUCCACCCAGUGAUGUCGAACCUGAAGAAGAUGAUGAUGAUUAUUGGGACCGAAAAGCUGCGUUAAAGAAUAAGAAGAAGAAUCCUAUUAUCAAGAAGGUAAUCAAGCCAGUGAAGAAGGAUGAGAAGAAUUGGGUUGGAAAGGUGAAGGCGGAUGCAAAGCCACCGCCCAUUCUACCACCGGACACCAUCAAGGUGAAGCUUGAGGUUAAUGGGAAGCCGGAGUCGAGGGAGGAAUCCGAGAGCAGUCAGACUUUGAGCUCGCCAUGAGUUUGUGCGUAUAGAUGAGUAGUGGUUUUGGUUGCUUGCAUGGUCAGAAAUAGGGAUUCGUGCAUGGGGCGGCGUUACACUUUUUGGCCUGGGCUUUGUACUGGCCUGGCGGUGGGACCUGGGCAUAGGGAUUGCGGCGUUUGAUAUAGGAUGCAUAUGAAUACAAAGAGCGUUUCCCCCCAGAGUUUGUUUUGCUGUAAUUGGGUGAACCUUGAAUGGCUUUCAUUGGGCAUAGCUGGUCUCUAGCAUAGCAAAAAGUUUGAAUAUUUGGCAGAUGUGAGUAUUCAGAAAAGAAUCAAUUAACUACGAUUAUA
This is a messenger RNA of Hyaloscypha bicolor E, 1816 nucleotides long. RefSeq lists its product as uncharacterized. Lineage: Eukaryota; Fungi; Ascomycota; Leotiomycetes; Helotiales; Hyaloscyphaceae. The transcript has 2 exons. The record is from RefSeq and is a predicted model, not a curated record. Bases 213 to 1502 code for a protein of 429 amino acids.